GGGGAGGGGAGAAGGAGAGGAGGGUGGAUGGGGCACCGUUUCCAUUGCUUACCACAGGAAAUCUGUGCAUGGUUUAAAUACAAGCCAGAGCCUCUUUUGUAAGCAGCUUGUGUGAAAGUGUGUGAAGAGCGUAGCAGCAUGGUCAGCCGCGUGGAGCAUCCUGCUGCCAGCUACAAGAAGAUCUUUGAGUCAGUGGAGGAGCUGAAUGAGCCCAUACCAGCAGUUAUCACCGGUAUUAUCCCGUCAUGGCUGGGGGGAAGUCUUCUCAGGAUGGGUCCAGGUCUCUUCGAGGUGGGAGAUGAACAUUUCCAGCACCUGUUUGAUGGACAGGCUCUCAUCCACAAGUUUGACCUGAAGAAUGGUCAGGUGACUUACUACCGGAAGUUUAUUAGGACAGAUGCCUACGUUCGGGCCAUGACAGAGAACAGAGUUGUCAUCACUGAGUUUGGCACGGCAGCCUACCCAGACCCCUGCAAAAACAUCUUCUCGAGGUUCUUUACUUACUUCAGAGGCAUUGAAGUGACUGAUAACUGUUUAGUGAACAUCUACCCGAUUGGUGAAGACUUCUACGCAGUCACUGAGACCAACUACAUUACCAAGGUUGACCCUGAUUCACUGGAGACAUUAAAAAAGGUGGAUCUUUGUAAGUACCUCUCAGUGAAUGGGGUGACCGCCCACCCCCACACUGAACGAGAUGGCACGGUCUACAACAUUGGUAACUGCUUUGGCAAGAACAUGAGUCUGGCUUAUAACAUUGUUAAGAUCCCACCUGUUCCAAAAGAUAAAUCAGACCCCAUAGAGAAGUCCCAAGUGUUGGUCCAGCUGCCAAGCAGUGAGAGGCUUAAACCCUCCUAUGUACACAGCUUCGGUAUGACAGACAACUAUUUUGUAUUUGUGGAGCAGCCGGUGAAAAUCAACCUGCUCAAGUUCUUGUCAGCUUGGAGCUUCAGAGGAGCCACAUACAUGGACUGCUUUGAGUCCAACACCAGCAUGGGGACAUGGUUCCACUUGGCCAGUAAAGAGCCAGCGGGUUAUCUGAGUAGUCACAAGUUCAGAACAUCAGCAUUCAACCUCUUUCACCAUAUUAACGCCUAUGAAGACGAAGGAUUCAUCGUUGUCGAUCUCUGCACGUGGAAAGGUCAUGAAUUUGUGUAUAACUACCUGUACCUGGCUAAUCUGAAAGAGGAGUGGGAGGAGGUGAAGAAAGCAGCUGCACGAGCUCCACAGCCUGAGGUCAGACGAUAUGUCCUUCCACUGGAUAUUCACAGGGAGGAUCAGGGGAAGAAUCUGGUAUCUCUUUCAUACACUACAGCGACCGCCGUUCUUGACAGCGACGGUACUAUCUGGCUCGAACCUGAAGUGCUGUUUUCUGGACCAAGACAGGCUUUCGAGUUUCCACAGAUCAACUAUUCAAAGUGUUGUGGGAAGAAGUACUCCUUCGCCUAUGGCCUGGGACUCAACCACUUCAUUCCUGACAGGAUCGUCAAGCUGAAUGUGCAGACCAAAGAGAUCUGGGUGUGGCAGGAGGAGGACAGUUACCCAUCAGAGCCACUGUUUGUGCCAUCACCCGGAGCUACACAGGAAGAUGAUGGUGUGUUGCUGAGCGUUGUGGUAAAGCCAGGUGCGCAGAGACCAGGUUCCCUGCUGGUGCUGGAUGCCAGAAACCUGACAGAGCUCGCCAGGGCAGAAGUCAACACUAUCAUCCCCAUCACCCUGCAUGGGAUGUACAAGCCGUGAAGCUCCGUUUCGUCCAAACAGGUGCUUCAUGAAAUACAGUAGUCUGGCUCUUUUCUCCCACCAUAGACGAGUUUCCAUAUGGAAAUGAACCCCCAUCAUUGCUUUGCAAUGCUGCUAAAAAAAAUAAUCCUCAGCAGUCUCUGUCAUAUGUUACCUGGCCACACAAUGCAUGUUAGUUCUAUUUUUCGUGUAGCUGGUGGGGUGGAGAAGCCCAGCGAAACUAAUAGCAUUACAUCAACCACAUUUACUGCAUAAUCAGUUUAUGUUUAUGUAACUGUUGUUAUACAGCUACAAAUGUACACAGACAGUAGUUUUGCUUGGUUCAAGUAUUUGAAACAAUUUUGGUCAAAUACAGACAAUUUCUUUCCAAUAAUCAUUUCACACAGGAAGUUACCUGCUAAUGUGCAUUUGUUUUGACAACACAUGUUGUAAAAAUAAAUCUGUGCAUACAUUCAUCACAAAAUUGGGGCAACGUUGGAACAUGUGAUUUUACUAUAUUUCUUUCUAUGAACUCCUCCUAAAACAUCAGGAGUUCAGCAACCAAGACUGGCUGUGUCCAACCUUAGGCCCAUAUACACUGAGGCUCAUGCUCCUGAAGGAUCUUAAUUUAUUGUAUGAACUGUUGCCUAGCAACCACCUGCCAGAAGACUACAAUGGCCCAUUUAGUGUCCAAAAAUUGCAUGACAUGGCGUCAUUGUGUUACCUAGCAACCACCUACCAAUCGAGUAAAAUUAUAUGAUGAGCAGGAUAUGGGUCUGGCCAUAUACUAAAACCCCCCCACAAAUGUGUCAAUCCAAACCUGAGAUAAACAUUAUAUUAGAAAAAAAGUGAUAUAUUGGAGCAUUCAUGUCCUUUGGAUUAAGCACCAUUGCUUGUUGCGUAUUGACUCUUCAUUGAAUUCAAUCUGAAUCUUCAGAUUUCAACAUCUUUUUAGAAAAUCAACAGCAAAUUGAACAGUGAGAAUGUUAUAAUACCAGAUGAAUAGUUUUGGAUUAACUGCACUUUUUACAUUAUGUUCCUAAACUUGUUUCUGUGUACACACUGAGCUUGUUACAACUUUGGCGCCAAAUACAGUUAAUAUGAAGUAUAUGAAACUUCCACAGUGCUUUGUGAAAGCUAGCUGUUUAUCAUUGACCUUCACGUAUAGGCAGCACUGUUUAUAAGCCAAUUAUA
Oreochromis niloticus (Nile tilapia) is the source of this 2910-nucleotide messenger RNA. RefSeq names its product retinal Mueller cells isomerohydrolase. The coding region runs from base 139 to 1737 and encodes 532 amino acids. Lineage: Eukaryota; Metazoa; Chordata; Actinopteri; Cichliformes; Cichlidae. Gene Ontology annotation, molecular function: beta-carotene 15,15'-dioxygenase activity; retinol isomerase activity; all-trans-retinyl-ester hydrolase, 11-cis retinol forming activity. Gene Ontology annotation, biological process: zeaxanthin biosynthetic process; retinal metabolic process. The transcript is spliced from 14 exons. The record is from RefSeq and is a predicted model, not a curated record.